This is a messenger RNA of Eurypyga helias (sunbittern), 2001 nucleotides long. RefSeq names its product transmembrane protein 132D (gene TMEM132D). The record is from RefSeq and is a predicted model, not a curated record. The transcript is spliced from 5 exons. Bases 190 to 2001 code for a protein of 603 amino acids. Lineage: Eukaryota; Metazoa; Chordata; Aves; Eurypygiformes; Eurypygidae.
UAGGAAGCAGAGAUCCUGAAUACAGCUAUUCUCACAGGGAAAACAGUGGCUGUCCCUGUCAAAGUGGUCUCCGUGGAAGACGAUGGGACUGUGACUGAUCUUCUGGAAUCUGUGGAGUGCAGAUCAUCAGAUGAAGACGUCAUUAAGGUUUCUGACAGAUGUGACUAUGUCUUUGUCAAUGGGAAGGAAAUGAAAGGCAAAGUGAAUGUCAUAGUUAAUUUUACUUACCAGCAUCUGAGUGCUCCUUUAGAAAUGACAGUCUGGGUUCCUCGUCUCCCGCUGCAGAUAGAGGUCUCUGACACAGAACUAAAUCAGAUCAAGGGGUGGAGAGUCCCGAUCAUCUCUAAUAAGAGACCAGCCAGGGACAGUGACGAUGAAGAGGAGGAUGAACGCAAGGGAAGAGGCUGCGCCCUCCAGUACCAGCACGCACUGGUGCGAGUCCUCACGCAGUUCGUCGCUGAAACCGCGGAGCCCAGCGGCCAGCUCAGCUAUUUACUGGGCUCCGACUGGCAGCUCGACAUCACCGACCUGGUGAGUGACUUCAUGCAGGUGGAGGAGCCCAGAAUCGCCAAGCUGCAGGAUGGACAGGUUUUGAUUGGGCAGGAGCUUGGAAUGACGACAAUUCAGAUCCUGUCCCCGCUUUCAGAUGCCAUCUUGGCCGAGAAGACAGUGACCGUUCUGGACGAGAAGGUGACGAUAACUGACCUGGGGGUGCAGCUGGUAACUGGACUGUCACUCUCUCUGCAGCUCAGUCCGGGAAGCAACAAGGCCAUCUUUGCUACAGCGGUAGCACAAGAACUGCUCCAGGCUCCAAAGCAGGAAGCAGCCAUCAGCUGCUGGAUCCAGUUCAGUGAUGGAUCUGUCAUGCCCCUGGAUAUUUAUGACUCCAAAGACUUCUCCUUGUCAGCCACAUCUCUGGACGAGAAGGUGGUCUCCAUUCACCAUCACCCCAAAUUCAAGUGGCCUGUGAUUGCUGCUGAGACCGAAGGCCAGGGGACACUGGUGAAGGUAGAGAUGGUGAUCAGUGAAGCCUGCCAGAAAUCCAAAAGAAAAAGCAUCCUGGCUGUUGGAAGUGGUAGCAUUAAAGUGAAGUUUGGGCAGAUCAAUGCCAACCCCAACAUCAGUGACAGUAAACACAGGGGUGCUGGUGUCCAUCUCGACAAUCAUGCCAGCGACCGGCAUCAGAAGACCACUUUGCAGGAGAGGGCGGGACUAGAUGGCCAGUAUUACAGCUCCUCGGUGGGCCAUGAGCCAGGCAAAGGCACCACCACCCAAAGGUCUAUUUUAAGUAAAAAAGAAGACAGAGAAAGCCUCCUGGAUGAUGACAGCCACCUGCAGAACGUCCUGAUAGACUUCACAAGCUUCCCUGCACAGGUGGAUCUGACAAGCAACAACGGAGGCUUGGAAGAGAAUGACUUAAUCCAGACCCCCAGGGGACUCAGCGACCUAGAGAUAGGAAUGUAUGCUCUCCUGGGAGUCUUUUGCCUGGCAAUCCUGGUCUUCCUUAUCAACUGUGUCACCUUUGCUUUGAAGUACAGGAACAAGCAAGUCCCCUUUGAAGAGCAAGAAGGCACGAGCCACUCUCAUGACUGGGUUGGGCUGAGCAACAGGACAGAACUUCUGGAGAAUCACAUCAAUUUCUCAUCCCAACAAGACGAACGUAUCACAGCCAUUGACAGAGAAGUCGACUACGAAGAGAGCAAAUAUCUCCUCGACACAAAUGCCACCAAAAAUAGUAAUGGACAAUCUUUCAGGUCUACUGAGUCCACAUUCACCGAAGGGAAAGAACAGAAAAGUGAACCAACCACUUCUCCUACCUCUAAAAGGAAACGGGUUAAAUUCACCACCUUUACCACCAUCUCCUCUGACGACGGGUGCCCAACUGUCAACUCAAUCUUGAUGAGCAGUGAGGAUGACAUUAAAUGGGUCUGCCAGGAUAUGGACCUGGGGGAGUGCAAAGAACUUAAGAACUAUAUGGAGAGGUUACAUGAAAAUGCGUAA